AUGGGGCUGCUGGAUAAACUGUCGGGCUGGCUCGGCCUGAGGAAGAAAGAGGUCAACGUCUUGUGUUUGGGACUUGACAACAGUGGCAAAACCACCAUCAUCAACCAACUGAAACCAGCUAAUAUGCAGGCACAAGAAAUAGUCCCAACAAUUGGCUUCAACAUUGAAAAGUUCAAGAGUUCAAGCCUGUCAUUCACAGUGUUUGAUAUGUCUGGGCAGAGCAGAUAUAGAAACCUAUGGGAGCAUUACUAUAAAGAAAGCCAUGCCAUCAUAUUUGUCAUUGACAGCAGUGACAAACUGAGAAUGGUUGUUGCCAAAGAGGAGCUCGACACUCUUCUCAACCACGAAGACAUCCGCAGCAAAAAGAUACCAGUAUUGUUCUUUGCUAACAAGAUGGAUCUGCGGGAUGCCAUGUCCUCUGUCAAAGUCACACAGAUGUUGUGUUUGGAGAACAUCAAAGACAAACCCUGGCACAUCUGCGCCAGCAAUGCUAUCGAGGGAGAGGGCCUCCAGGAGGGGUUGGACUGGCUACAAGGUAAUCUGUCUCCUAAGUACAUGAGUGAAUUUCAGUAUCAUUGUUCAAAUGUUGUUUGCAUCCAGUCUACUGCCCUUAUUAAGACGUGUUUUUCUCUUCUUUUUUCACCAUACUCACAGAACAAAUUGCACAGUAAGUAUUAUCAUGUGAAGUGAUUGUGGUCCAUCUCUCCGGAUGGAUUAAACCUGUAUCCA
Messenger RNA from Lates calcarifer (barramundi perch), 729 nucleotides. RefSeq names its product ADP-ribosylation factor-like protein 6. Lineage: Eukaryota; Metazoa; Chordata; Actinopteri; Centropomidae. Gene Ontology annotation, molecular function: GTP binding; GTPase activity. The transcript has 6 exons. The record is from RefSeq and is a predicted model, not a curated record. Bases 1 to 690 code for a protein of 229 amino acids. Gene Ontology annotation, cellular component: axoneme; cytoplasm. Gene Ontology annotation, biological process: intracellular protein transport; vesicle-mediated transport; protein localization to cilium.